ACGCGUGUCCUAAACAUUGAAUAUUUGCAAAGAUGAUGUGUGAUUGGCAAUCUAUUUGCAAGACAUGUGUGAAAUGGCUGCUUUUUGUUCUAAAUGGAUUGUGUAUACUGAUGGCAGUUGGUACCAGUGUAUUUGCGAUAGUCGACAUAAAGGUGAUGAAGAAAUAUGGCGAAGGUCAGGGGCACGGCACACUGUCUGGAGACAUACUCAUUAUAAUUGUGUGCUUGCUGUUAUUCAUUGUUGCGGUAUUCGGUUGUAUCGGAACCGCUAAAGAGAAUGUUAAAAUCCUAUGUCUGUACGUAGGUUUCCUAAUGCUAUUCAUGGUGGUGGAACUAUUGGUGGCGGUGUACGUCGCCGUACAGAGAUACGGCCUCGAGUUCAGAGUCUCCGAGUCAAUGCGGAAUCAAUUCUUUCGUAACCUAACAAACGACGAGUUGGAUCAGCACAAGAAGAUUUGGGACGACUUGCAGAUAACAUAUAAAUGCUGUGGUUUAAAUGGUCCUGAAGACUACCAAGCUAUCCGGCAGGGGAUUAGCAUGUCUUGCUGUCCGCGGGCAUUCCGAGCGAAGACUAACUACGCUCAGCAUCAGUUGUAUAAAACAUGUUUAGAGUAA
Papilio machaon (common yellow swallowtail) is the source of this 614-nucleotide messenger RNA. RefSeq names its product 23 kDa integral membrane protein-like. NCBI's taxonomy places the organism in Eukaryota, Metazoa, Arthropoda, Insecta, Lepidoptera, Papilionidae. Gene Ontology annotation, cellular component: membrane. The coding region runs from base 33 to 614 and encodes 193 amino acids. The record is from RefSeq and is a predicted model, not a curated record. The transcript is spliced from 4 exons.